GAAAGCUUUAUUUUGUGAAGAUUUCUUGAAUUGCUCAGCAAGUAUUAAGAGGAAAUUUCCAGACACUUUGAAGGAUUUCAUAACCCUCUACAGAUCCUUCUAGUCCCCUUUUAUGGGCCACAUUCCAAUUAUGAAACAAUGGACAUUUGUCUUAUGCCUUUUAGGAACAUGUUCUGCUUUGCCGAUACUGCCUCGUCAUGCUGGGAUUCCUGGAAUGGGUAGUAUAAGUCUUGAGGGUAUGAGACAGCUGGGUGGACCAGGUGGACCCAAGGUUCUCCCUCAGUAUGGCCAGACUUACAGCUAUGCUGAUCCAUUUAAUUCAAUGUGGAUGCACAAUUUCCUACCGUCACAUUCAUCAUUUUACUUGAUACGGCAAAGACCUCAACAUGAAACCCAACAGUAUGAAUACACAAUGCCAGUGCACCCUCCUCCGUUGCCAUCUCAAACACCCACUCUGCACCAACAACCUGGGAUACAAGAGCAACCUCAUUACCAUUACGCACAUUUCCUUCCUACAAGACAAGUCCAACUACAACAUUAUGAUGUCCAGCCGCCAUUUCAUCCAAAUCAGUUUUCUCCAUCAGAAGGAAACCAGCCAGAUGUUCAACAACAGCUAUCAUUGGAUAGACAAGCUCAACAGUUACCUGCCAUACAAGACUAUUCAGGGACAUUGGGCCAAAUCUACCCUGGCUUAUUUGGAACCCAGCAAAACACAGCCCAACAGCCACAGCUACAAUCUAUUUAUCCCAAUUUGCAAUAUAUGUCUUACAUAGCAAAUAAAGGAGUUCCUGCCAGAUUAGGAAUAGUAAGCUCAGAAGAAAUGCAGGGUGGAGGAUUUGGUGCACCGGCCUAUCGGGCAGCAGGCUCCCAUGGCUUUCCCAUGGAUGCCAGAUUUGGAAAUAUGCCACUGAAUAGAGGCCAACCAGGAGAUUACACAGUCGAAGAUGAUCAACUGGGCAUUACAGAACAACCUAAAGUUCCAAAAGGAGCCAACCUAGGGCCCAACCCUCCAGACAGAGGGAAUGAUGUUAUCCCUGUAGAUAUCAACCCAAGAGUUGCCUUGCCCAAUGCCAACAACAAUCUGUUAAACCCUGCUGGUCAGAGUAAAGGGCAGCCAAAUGCACCUCAAGCCACUGCCUUGCCUCCAGCAACUCCUGAUAGCUUCACUCCUUUAGAGGCAACUAGCAUUCCCAUGCCUUUGGAUCCUACCAUCUUUCCUGACUUCUUUUACUCAACCAGUGCAGGAAAUGAGGCUGGCCAGCCACAAGUCAGUCAAAGCAGCUGGUAUUUGCAAGAGCCUUGAAGAACACGUGCUGCUUGUUUACUCUUUAGGUAUUUCUUGGCCUUGAGUUGAUGAGAGCCAAAAACAGCCAAUGGAUGAAUCGAUGGAUGUACUGUAGCUUGUUGCAGGGAUGCCAACAGUUUUGCUUCAGUUUUUUUUUAAAUAUUUCAUCUUUGAGAAAGUUUUGGAGGCGCCAGAUGAUCAAUGGCUAAAAACUAAAUGUGUUUCCUAUCUGCUUAAGUAAUCCAUUGCCUGUUUAAGCUCUCUAGCUUUUUUUGUGCUUUAGGUCCUUGCCUGGCUCAUAUUUUUAUUACAAAUUAUUUAUGAACCCUUUGGCUUUAGAUUCCAUUUAAGACUUACAAACAGGUUCACUGAUAUGGAAGUUGUCUCUCUUAAUUCUGAUUAGAUGGCUCACUGUAUUGCAUUCAGUUGUUUAGGCAGCAUGAAAUAAACUUUUAUUUA
This is a messenger RNA of Pantherophis guttatus, 1744 nucleotides long. It is a transcript of the gene AMBN, whose product is annotated as ameloblastin. Lineage: Eukaryota; Metazoa; Chordata; Lepidosauria; Squamata; Colubridae. Gene Ontology annotation, biological process: odontogenesis of dentin-containing tooth; cell adhesion. Gene Ontology annotation, molecular function: structural constituent of tooth enamel; growth factor activity. The record is from RefSeq and is a predicted model, not a curated record.